Molecule: messenger RNA, 552 nt
Organism: Strongylus vulgaris
Lineage: Eukaryota; Metazoa; Nematoda; Chromadorea; Rhabditida; Strongylidae
Source: the annotation of a GenBank genome assembly
AAUACAGCUCUUGCGUCACGUUCGCUGCAGCUUAUCGUUCAUUUUGUACCGUUGGUAGCUAAUGAGGCUGAAGCAUCCUUGAAGGAGGAUCAAAAACAUCUUAUGAGACAUUUCAGACAGGCUCUAAUGGACUAUUCGGAUCACAUUGGUGAGAUAAGAUCCAAGCUAAUCAGUGUUAUCGAUCAUCAUACGAUCAAUUGUCUGAGCAAUUGGGAAGUAAGCUCAUCGGUGCCGUCUUCAUCAUUUCAACAGAUAUGCCGACAAAUGCAAAAAUUCCAUAAUGGUCUAGCUGGCAUUAUUCCAGAUGAUCAAAUAAAGUCUCUUUUUGAAACAGUGCAUGAACAUUUCAAAGAGAAUUUGAAGCUACACCUGGCGAAAAUCGGAAUUUCACCACAUGAUUCGCUCAAAUAUGGGUAUGAGUACUUACUUACUUUAUUCUUCAUUCUGUGUGUGUCACAAGAUUACGCUUUCUACGCGCAGAGCUUGAGAGCAAUGUCCAGUUGUUGCGAACUCAACGUCGAAUCGUUGAAUGAUGUCAUUUAUGGAAGAUGA